AUCAAGCCUGGAGCAGACGACGCAGGACGCUCAGACAGACAAGGUCGGAGACUCGGAGACGGACCUCGGAGGGUGUAAACUGUAAAGAGACAGUUCACCUCUGCCUGCCGUGGAGUGAAGGUGUCGUUUUCUCUCUCGCUCACAUACUAGUUGAACUUCCGCUAGAGUACGAGUUUAGGCAGUGGUACUCAAGAUGAUGCGCGGGACUUUGCUGACGGUGGGCAUAGUGACGGGUGUGCUGAUCACGCUCGUGGGCGGUCAGAUCAAUUUUCCUGACCAUGAUUCAGUAGCCACUUCCUUCGCUCAGGCUGGAGCUGUAUCCAACCAGGAGGCAGGCUUUGCCACUGCUCAAGCUGGAACUAUAUUCAACCAUGGGGUAGGCUCUGCCACUGCUCAGGCUGGAGCUGUAUCCAACCAGGAGGCAGGCUCUGCCACUGCUCAGGCUGGAGCUGUGUUCAACCAGGGGGCAGGUUCCGCUGCUCAAGAUACAGCUUCUUUCGUCCAGGGGGUAGGCUCCGCUGCUGCUCAAGCUGCUCCCACCUUCGCCCAAGCAAACACCGGUGGGCUCGGGGUACUGAAGCCUGAUGCCAGACAAGGGGAAGACCCAAGCAGCAUUAUAUUCUUCCCCCGAGAAGAAUCAAAACCCCAGAUACUGUGCACGACCUAUGAGGGCAAACAGGGGUCAUGUCGCCUGCUGGUACAGUGCGCCACAUUCUUCGCUGAGAUUGCAGAGCUCUCACGAUCCCCCUGCGCCAUUAGUACAAAUCAGCAGGGCGUUUGUUGCCCCACAACCAAGCAGCCAAUAACAGACGUGGGAGGGUUGAUCAGCAAACUGCCCCAACAGCGGCCAAUUGAGUUUCCCAGCCUGGAGUUGCCCCAACUCAACGAAGCCUGCGUGAAGGGUCUCCAGCAACUCAGCGAAAAGGAGGCCUUCGAGACAGAGCUACUGAAAAACCAAGUGGUGGCAGAGAAAGGGUCGCCAGUGUAUUUCCAUGCCCAGCUCUUCCAAACCACUGAGAAUAUCAUCAACAAGGCCAAGGACGCUGCUAAGAACGUGGCCGCCUCUAUAAACCUCGUCAAAGAGUUCAACCUUACCAAAGACCAAGGUGGGUUCGGUCUUCCACAGUUCGGCAUUCAGAACACGGUGAUUGAGAACACGUGCCCCAAGGACCCUCUGUGCCCUAAAACCAAGUACCGGGCCUUAGAUGGCGUCUGUAACAAUCGUCUUCAUAAGGACUGGGGUCGCGCUGGCACUGCCUUCCAGCGCAUCCUUGCGCCAGAUUACGAUGAUGGUGUUGACUCUCCCCGCCUGCUGUCCAAAGCGACUGGGAAAUCUCUACCCUCACCUCGGUCCAUCUCCUCCAGGGUGAUAGUGGACCGGGACAGCCUGUACGACAACUUCACAAUUCUCAUCAUGCAGUGGGGACAGUUCCUAGAUCACGAUAUUACCCACACACCCAUCACCAAAGGUAAGAACAUGUCGGACAUUACCUGCUGUAAGAGUGGUCAGCGGCGUCAACCUCGUGAGCUUCACCCAGACUGUAUACCCAUUGAAAUUCCACUUGAAGACAACUUCUACAACCAGUUUGGACAGCGGUGCAUGGAGUUCGUGAGGUCCAUGCCAGCGAUGAGACCCAAGUGUAACUUCGGCCCACGGGAGCAGAUGAAUCAGAUCACCUCCUUCAUUGAUGCCAGUAAUGUAUAUGGAUCAAAUGAAGAUGAAUCUAAGGAGCUUCAGACUUUCAACAAUGGUCUGCUCAAAGUAAACUCGGUGGGCCACUCUCUCCUUCCUCCAAACCCGACUGAGUGUCAGAACAGUGUAGGUCAAGAAUACUGCUUCAAGGCUGGUGACAGUCGGGUGAAUGAGCAGCCUGAGCUGGCAGUGGUGCACACCAUCUGGAUGCGACAACACAACAAACUGGCGCAGGAGCUUAAAAAAAUCAACCCUGGAUGGAAUGACGAGAUAAUCUACCAGGAAGCCCGCAGAAUCGUUGCUGCCCAGAUACAACACAUUACCUACAAUGAGUACCUCCCCAUUGUCCUGGGUCGCCAGUUUAUGGAGACAUUUGGCCUAGUGCCCCAAAAGCAGGGAUAUGCUCCGGGCUACCGAGAGGACAUUGACCCUAGCAUAAACAAUGCCUUUGCCACUGCUGCCUUCAGAUAUGGUCACACACUCAUCUCUGGCAACAUGGAAGGCUACAGCAAGUUUGGUACCAUAGACAGGAAAUUGCGACUCAGUGAGAACCAGUUCUCACCCUUCAUCUUGUACAAACCAGGUGGCAUGGACUCCCUCUUGCGUGGACUUUCCAUCCAGCCCAGCCAAAAGUUUGACCACUUUUUCAGUAAAGAGUUGACCAAUCACCUGUUUGCUGGUAAGAAUGCUUUUGGGAUGGAUCUUGUGGCCCUGAACAUUCAACGUGGACGUGAUCAUGGUCUGCCGGAUUACAACCAAUGGAGGGAGAUCUGUGGCCUCAAACAUGCCAACGAUUUUAGUGACCUCAGUGAUGUUAUGGAUGCAAAUGUAAUAACCCAACUACAGCAGUUGUACCACCAUGUGAAUGAUAUUGAUAUUUUCAUCGGUGGAAUUGCCGAGAGACCAAGGGCAGGAUCCCUUCUGGGCCAUACCUUCUUGUGUAUAGUGGGAGAUCAGUUUGCACGCCUCAGGCUGGGUGAUAGGUUCUACUAUGAAAAUGGAGGAUUGGCUUCAUCUUUCUCUGAAGCUCAAUUGGAACAAAUCAGAAAGACCAGCUUGGCCAGAAUAAUGUGUGACAACUCGGAUAACCUGGAGAUGAUGCAGCCACUGGUCUUUGUCCAAGCUCAGCUUAUAAAUAAACGUGCUCUCUGCAAAGUUGGCAACCUAAUCCCAAAGAUAUCUCUCCUGCCAUGGAAAAAUGAACCUGUGUGGGCUUAAGAAGAAUGAUAAUGAAAACAAAUCAAUAUUGAAGCAAGAUAUUCAUUUCAGGUCCAGGUAUUUUAUGAACAAAUUAAAUGUUGUCUUUUAUUUGAGAAA
This is a messenger RNA of Homarus americanus (American lobster), 3010 nucleotides long. RefSeq names its product peroxidase-like. Gene Ontology annotation, molecular function: peroxidase activity; heme binding. Gene Ontology annotation, biological process: response to oxidative stress. The transcript has 17 exons. The coding region runs from base 194 to 2911 and encodes 905 amino acids. The record is from RefSeq and is a predicted model, not a curated record. Lineage: Eukaryota; Metazoa; Arthropoda; Malacostraca; Decapoda; Nephropidae.